Molecule: messenger RNA, 5815 nt
Organism: Microplitis demolitor
Lineage: Eukaryota; Metazoa; Arthropoda; Insecta; Hymenoptera; Braconidae
Product: TSC22 domain family protein 1
Exons: 8
Coding region: 1321-2676 (451 amino acids)
Source: RefSeq, a predicted model, not a curated record
GUCAGUGCGUCUCCGACCGGCGUGGCGAGCGUUUCGUGUUGCUGUUAGUUUUGUUGUUUGUUAUCUAUUGACAUGACAAGGCUCUCAUUGAAGCUCCUUCUGAUACUCGCGGUAAAUUUAAAACUCAAAUUCAUUCAUAAUUAAAUUGAGUUGCUGAUAAAUGUAACGUAACUAAUGCGGACGGAAAUUCUUAACAACUUGUGAACUCUUUCAAACAGAGAAAAAAAUAAUAUAAAAUAAAAUAAAAAAGUGAAGAAAUAGAGAAGAGGAAAGACUGCGUGUGGCCGCUCUUGACUCGAGUGUCUUUGCACAAGUUUUUAUUUUUUUUUAACAGUUUCUUUAAUCAUUAUUUUUUAAUCCUAAUUCAGUUUAUAAAUUUAAAUUUUUAAAUUCUCCCGGUUAAUGAGCGAUAAAUAAUUUUUUAAAAAAACGAUCAACAAAUGGUGGCCACAAUCCGGGUGGUGAGUUCGUAGAAAAAUUUAAAAGAUGGGCUCUGAGAGAAUAAUAAAUUAGUGAGUGUAUACAUGGUUUUUAUUUUAAUAUUUUUUAUAUCGUAAAAAAAGGAUACGUAGUUUUUAUUUAGUGUGUUUUUAAAUAAUUAUGGUUAAAUUAUUUACAGAGCCGGCUGGCAAUAAACCAUUAUGGUUUAAGUUUUAUACGUGCUCUGUGUGUGUACGUCAAAAUGUUUAUUACAAUAAUAAUAACAACAAUAAUUGACAAAAGUUAUAGGUUUUGUCAAAAGCCCACAAGUCCGCAUGUGCGGAGUAAACUUGUUGAGUGCGCGAUGACGUGACGUGUGUGUUAAUAAUUAUUUAAAAUAAAUAUAUUUAUAUAUAUAUAUAAUAAAUUAAAUAAUAAUAAUUUAUAAAAUAGCAGAGGGGAGUAAAGAAGAAAUAAAAAAAAAAAAAAAAAAAAAAUAAAGUGAAUUAUACAAGUGAGUUACACAUAUGAAAUCGCGUGUGCCCUGGCCGUUUUCGCACGGGAACUCGUACCAAGAAAGCCGUCGGAGCAUCCACUGAAACCAGACGGAUUAAAACCUCCCCCAUCGUCAGAAAGGGAAAAUACUAGUAUGAACAUGAGUAACCACCUGGCAAUUUUCUCGACAAUUUUCUUGGCUAUUAUACGGUCAAUGAGAAGGCGCGUUUCUUUAAACAAGUUAUUGACAUCGUGAUGCCCUUCCAACAACAACACCAACACUGACACCAUCAUCAUCAAUACCGACAUCGACAUCGUCUGGUAUUAUCAACUACAACCGAGCAAUUCAACACUCGAUUCUUGAGCCGUGUCUAACUGCAUAUAAAUACACGAGUCCUUCAGUUGAUGACAGUGGCAAGCACGUCAACGCCAAGCCCACCAGUUAGUCCCAGCGCCAAUGACAUGGACUGGUUUGCCGGAGUUGCUGAAGAAGAGUUACUCUAUUACACAAAUAAUGACGUUGAUUCACUGUGGGCUGUGAUAGGAAGUUUUGUUCCACCGCCUCCUAGACCACCAUUUCUUCCUGAAGAACGGAUUGCUACCGAUGGACUUACCACCUGCGAUUUGUGUACCUGGGCAUUGAGAAAUGACAGGCAUUCCUCUUUUUCUCUCGAUGGUACUCUCGAAGCCCCUGGAGAGUUUGGAUGGGUUCUUACGCUGAUAAUAGUGUCUCUGAUAUCCGCGGCCAUCGGAGCUGUCAUCAUGGUAACGCUUCUUCACUGUCGAAGAAUGAAGAGCGCUGGCGGCCGAGCAAGCUGUUGCGGAGUCGGUGUAGAAGACGCGAAUCCCCAGGAACCAGUUAGUCCCGGAGCCGUCGGUGUCGCCGGAGGUGUUUCUGUUAUCCCCGAACGCCCGCCACUGGAGCUCGAUAAAUUACCGCCUUAUCACGACGUUACACCAACUCCCGGUCACAAUGUUUGGUCAUGGUUGGGAUCAAGACGUGGAGGAGGCGCAGCAGGGGUGGUUGCAACCCCCCUGAGUCUGCCUCCACAUCGGUGUGCAAUGAAUCUCCCCGUAGAGAACCAUUACACCCACAUGCAAACAGACGAGGCGCUGUACGCAGAACUGGACUCACAAACGGCAAGUUAUGCGAGUGAUCUACAGUUACAAUUGAGAGGCAGCUCGACUUACGGCGGUCGUGCAACAACUCCCGGUGACGAAGAGGAAGACGAGUAUCACGAGCUUGACGCCGCGCGAUUGCAUCGCAGGUACAGCGGAGACAGUCAAAACGGGACACUUAAAGAAAGGCGACACAAUCAGAGGUUACAAGAGCCGGACUACGAGAUGUACGAGAAUGGCCCGUCAACGCCAUUAUCACUAAAUCGUCACCCGAAUCACCAGCAUCACCUACAGCAUCACCAUCACCACCACCAUCACCUCCAGGGCCUGAGAACAACGAGCACUGCCAGCGAAGUAAACCCGUCUUACCAGAAUACCGGGUACACGGGCAGCGACGCAGACCUCGACGGACCUUUUCUCUCAAGCGCGCCCAGCAGCGCGUAUUACAGUGACCUGAGUUCAAACUCUGCAAACAAUCAGCAGCAACAGCAAUCAUCAGGAGUUACGUUGCCCGCAAGUAUAACAGCUCAGACACAAACAGCGACAACCAACUUAACGUGUCACCAGGCAACUGCGACGACGGAACCUCAGUACCGGUUAGCUGCCAUUACCGAGACAACGACACCGUCCGACUACAUUUGAUUUCCUCGACAGAAAUCACAGAACUAGUUAGAUAUAUUACAUUAAUUACUUUUAACUACGGAGACAGCCAACUCACGCGAGAUUUAAAUCUUAAUGUUUUGUUAAGACGAAACCAACAAGGCUGUGGGAGACAACACUUGUUUGACAAGUUAAGUCUCGAAAAAUUAUAUACUUAUUGCUGCUAAUAAAAAUAAUACUAGUCCUCCAGAGACUUGUAUAUAUAUAAUAUUUAAAAAUAUUUAAGUAAGAAAGUAAGAAAAGCCAAAGAGCUUUGUAAGAACAACACCUCGUACUCGUUAUAUGUAUAUCGGUUUAAGUUUUCAAAGGAUAUUUCAAAUUGCUACGCAUCGAUGAUCACUCAUUGUAACCUAAUAGACACGUAAUAUCCAUCGCCUCUGGUAAUAAUACACCCGAAUGGCCGGAGCGACAUUAUGUACCAACGUCGUAGAUGAUAAUUUAACUUUUGUUGAGCAAAGGAGCAAAAAAAGGAUAAUAAUGCCGCUAUACUUUUGUAAUCUUGGAUCUAAUCGGCUGUAAAUCUGGUCUCCUCCCAUUCACCCACAUCUACUGCUGUAGCAUCAUCACCGGCACACCACAAACACCAUCGCCAUCACCUGACCUUGUUCAAUUCUCCGUCGUUACUCGAGGGUCAAUAUAUAUAAAUAUAUAUAUAUUGGAUUUAGACUUUCGACUAACUUGCACUUCAAUUGGCUCGCCGACGAAUUAAGAGUAAUCACAAGUUCACUCUGUCUCGGUUUUUAGGAGAACAACAAUAAGAAUAAGAGAGAAAUAAAAAUAAGAAAAGAGAAGACGAGAGAAAAAAAGAGAAGUUAAGAUAAAACAGCAGAAGCCAAAGGCUCCGGCAACUCACGAAUUUAACAGUACGAAUGCACUCUCGAUUAAGUUAUUUCGUGGAACAGGUGUUUCGUAAUUCGACGUUUGUGCCCGUGAGGAACACCGCCCCGUCUUUCUUCAUCUCAUUUAGUUUCCCUCGGUCUUUCACAUCAAAUCUCCUUUUUAUUCCGCCGCAAAAUCUUAACCGUCUACUCCACUCUUCUCUCUCACUGUUUACUUGCAUUACCCGCGCACGCAACAAUACAACACGAAUUCACGCGGAACUGGUUAUCUUAUUUUUUAUUAUUUAACUUAUAAUAUACAACAAUAAUAAAUCUACUCAAAAGAUUUUUAAAUUCAUCAUCAAUUACAAUACCGUGUUAUUACUGCGUUGUAAAUGUCUGGGACAAAAAUAAAAAUAAUAAUAAUAAUAAUAAUAACAACAAAAGAAGAAAAAUGUCUAAAAAAAGAGUAAACGAAAAUAAAAUAACAUAAUUACUCUUUUCUUCGUGGCGCUGAAAGAAUUUAAAAAAUCUGGUGAUCCCGGUAACUCCCUCCGGACAUCAUUAAUGCUUCUUUAAAGUGCAUCGUGGCUAGCAACUCUUAGAUGCACCACAUUACAUAGUUAGUCCUCGUACGCCGUUGUUAAUAUAUGUGUAAAUACUUACACACAUGCUCAGUAACAUCAGCUACAAUAACAACUACCUGCUUAUACGCAGUUUUAAUUUAUUAGUUACUUGAAUAAGUAGUCCCAGUACAUGGAGUAUAUACUUCUGGUGUAUGUAAUACUUUAGCGUAACUCUUUUAGCACACGUAGUCUUGUGUGUUGCUCUGUAUGUGUGGUAAAAAUAAAAAUAAUAAUAGCGAUAAUGAUAAUAAUAAUAAAACAAGUGGUGUGCGAAUGCCGAUAUGGUGAACACCACAUAGUAUUAAGUGUAUAAAGUUAAACGAGUAUAAGAAUAAGAAUGAGAAUGAGAAUGAGAAUGAGGAUAAGAGAAAGGGAAAGGGAAGUUACGGGAUUGCUAAGCGCAACAGAUGCAACAAUGCUCGGUACCUUGCAGCCACGCAGUAAUUAAUUGCGCCCUUGCAGUCACAAUACACCGAGCACCGAGCUCACAAGGAAGUUACGAUGCGAGAAAACGAAUAAAAAUAAAAAAAAGGUGGAAGGUACAAGAGGGCGGUGGCUCUUCUCGUACUGCAUUAUUUAAACCGUUAAAAAAUCCCACGAGUCUCAUCCUCGGAUCCUGGAGCUGCUGCUGCUGCUGCUUAUAUCGCAGCACACUCUUAUGCAAUUUUUAUUUAUUCUUAGUUAAACUUCGACGCGUUAAGUACCGUCGCUUAUCGAUCGGCGAGGUAUUCCGUGACACGGCAGCUUAUCGGAUUUUCAGAUGUCUAAUUAGAGAUAUAUCGGGUAUGUGAGAAUCAACAAGACUUUGGCUGUUCCCAGAGAUAAGUAUUUUUUUAGUUAAUUCUUUUAAAUAAAUAUAUGGAUGAAUAAAAGCUAAACAAUUAUAAAAAUCUGUUUCUUUUAAAAAGAAAUUUUAAAUAUUAUAAUUACAGUAACAAUAACAAUUAUAAUUAUGACAAAUGUAUCAGUAUGUGUACAUUAUAAGUAGCGAGUUAGUUAUAAUAGUUGUAAAGUGUGAUAAAAGUUAUGUUUUAAUGUAACUUGUAUGUAUUACAUCUGUAUAUGUUGUCUAAAUUAUUUAUGUAUGAGUGUAAUGUAAAUGUAAAUACAUAUGUAUAUGUUUAUGUACAUGUGUAUGCUCUGUGUGUAAUUUCUAGUUUAUUACAAUGAAUGGUAUUUAAGUGUGGUAAAUAUAUAAAUAUGUGUUAUGUGUAAUAUUUAAAUGCGAGGAUGUUGAGUGAAAAUUUUAAAAACCGCAGAUAGAGUCUGGGAUUUUAAGAAAAAAGGAAAAGGCAUUAAAUGGUCGGGGAACGGAGGUGGUGCACAUGGGAGAGACUCGCAGACUUGUCCAGGUUCCCUUGGUGUCCGCCCUUAGUCUGCGUUAACUUAGACGAGGUAUAUAAAUUAUACAUGUAAAUAUACGGGCGGCCCAAACCCGGAGAUCGAAUGCUCAGAUAUCGAUAUAUGUGCAAGCGACCCCCUCGUACCCUUAUUUCCUCUUAAUAUUUUUUUUAUUUAUUUAUUAUUUUUUUGUCGGUUAUUUUUUAUUCCCGGGACUCACGCACCCACUGCCAUACCGAUUUUUAGAGCCGAUAUAUUUUAUUAUUCCGUGUGCGGCAAUAAUCUUUUACACCGUCCAUCCUCUCAAUAUUCCUCCUUAUCUCCAGCUGGAUUAUA